Molecule: messenger RNA, 5850 nt
Organism: Ornithodoros turicata
Lineage: Eukaryota; Metazoa; Arthropoda; Arachnida; Ixodida; Argasidae
Exons: 4
Coding region: 2326-5850 (1174 amino acids)
Biological process (GO): DNA integration
Molecular function (GO): zinc ion binding; nucleic acid binding
Source: RefSeq, a predicted model, not a curated record
UGACAUCUUCAUUCAUGGUGCAAGCAGUGGAAGAACUACUACAAGGGACAGACAGGAACGCGAUGCAAUGGGAACAGAUAGCGGCCCAUGAGCGGUACCAGACACAGCAAAGCCAUUCACGAAGCCACCACUGCUGGACACGCAAACACCGAAGUUCUUUGGCUUUGGGGACCUUCAGUCAGUAGAAGAGUUUUUGGACAAGCUAAGUGCGCUUUCUAUUUGCUCAACGCCAUACCGCGGGAGGACCGUAAAGAACAGGUUGUGCUGGCAGCUUUAGAUAGUAGCGCGAGGUUUUGGCUCCAAUUCCCUGAUGGCUUUUCUGACUGGGACUCAUUUGUCAAUGCAUUCCGAAAGGAGUUUGUGCCCAUUGACUAGCAAAAAACUUUUGAAAGAGCAUCUCAGGCACCGCGCACACACACAAAAAAAAGAUGAAAACCAGAGACAAGGAGCAAGAAGGAACACACACAACACGUUCUCAAACGCUGCAAACCAUUUAAUAACACAAAACUCCUACACUCCCAAUAACCUCCUGAUGUGUAGAAAGGGGGAAACAGAAGGAACGCUAACACAGUUUCCCCUGGACUUCAUCUCCUUGAACUCGGCUGAAACUCGUCCAACCAGGUCACGCACAUUUUCCAGAACAACGGUCUCUUCGAAUAGCGGCAUACAAUUGCGACAUUCUUUCAAUUGUCCACAUAAUUCAGAAUUCCCUGAAAGGCUGUCAGCAUUCCUUUUAUGUGCUAGGAGUCUAAUGUUUAAGAAUCUGCACGAUUGUCCUACGUAGCAAAAGCCACAAGCAAAGGGAAUAUAAUACACAACACCAAUGGUGCAUUCAACAACCUGUCCUGUGUGAAACAUUGCAACCUGACUUACUAGAAUGAAAGGGUGUUAGAGAGCUCAAAUGGGGAACAUUUGAAAACCAAACCUUUUUGUGUCAGCUAAGAUGUUAUGUGACACCGCAUGGAAAUAUGGAAUACAAACGUGUGUAGAAGCUCCUUAGAACGACGAGGCUUUACAUCACCUAUGCUCAGGAAACAAUCUAGUAACUUUGAAUGCAACAAAUUAGGACCAAAUCCUGAUGGCGAAGGCUAUCAGAGACGAAAUGGCAGCAAGACUUGUUUAGCGUCGACCAGAUGAGCGAAGCUGCAAUGCCCGACUUAAUCUUGGAAUGGGAGCUGUUUAUGGGAAGUAACGGUUUGCCACCAGAUUUACCACACGCCCAACAAAAUAGGGGACACAACCGCAACGAAAGGUAAAGAUAUUGAAGCCUACCUUCAACUACUACACGCUCAAUGGAGAAAACUAGCUCAGGUGAUGAAGACAUCAUUGCCUGCACAGCUUUGGACACAAGGGAGACAUCCGUCGAUACAACCAAUAUGUCAUCUAUAAGGCCCUUGGUUUUCCGCGAUUCCAUGAAAUUUCGCGGAAUUCGGAAUUAAUCGUGGAAUCCUUCAUUUGGCACAGAAUUUCACGGAAUCCCUUAUCUUUAGGGCUGUGCGGAUAUUCGAGUUCUCGAAUUCGAAUAAAAUACUUCGAGAAUACCCAAGAAUACAGGAAUAAUACUUCGAAAAUACAAGAAUCGAAUACCCGAAUAUUGGGUAUUCAAUUCGCGAAUCGAAUGCCCAAUGUUAACCAAUGCCAAUGAAUAUCCAAUGCCAACGGGUUUUCCACUUGGGUGAAGAUAUCGGUGAUUUUUCGUUUCAAUUACAUUAAAUUGCCAGGAAAGGGUUUGAACAACGUUUUAAGGGCAUCCUCUGCCUUGAUCGUUAUGUAAAGCAACAGUGGCAAGACAGCAAAACGGACAGAUUUAUCACACUCAACAAGGGCCGAAUCUAUGUUUUUUAGUUCAUGCCUUACAGUACCUAGAACAUUGGACACUUGUUUACAAUUCCCCGACAACACAGCCAAAGUGGGCAGGCACCCCACACAUUGUUCAACUAAUGCUAUCUCCGCAGACGGUUCAUGUAUCUUAGAGGCCACAGUUUGAACAGCAGAUGCCACCUCGAUUUUAGACCACUUAACUGGAAUACAGAACUUAGGGGUUUUUGAGAGAACAGACUGUUGUGUCGUAGGUUAUCUUUAUUAUCACGCAUCUGCUUUCCUCGUUCCUUAUCUGGUUAUCUUAAUACACGUUUGUGUUAUCUUGUUUAGUUCAUGCCGCAAGGCGGCGUGCUUGACAUAAGCUAUAUAAACAGUGGAUUUUGAAAUAAAGGUUGUUGUUGGUUUGGGACCUGCUUGGCUGGUGCCUCCUCCUUCCUGCCGGGAACAUCACAAAAUGGCGACGAGGGCUUAAGUGCUGUACGAACCACGAGCCACGGCCACAGGAUGAGCUUCUUUGGUCUUCAGCCGCCGGCGCUGUUUCUUCCAUUGCCGGGGGACCCAGAGUUGCCAUGGGAGCAGUGGCGCAGCAUGUUUUUGAACUACUUGGCUGCCAUUACCGACACUACGUUCACGGGCCCGAGGAAGAAGGCGGUGUUGUUGCACUGUUUGGGUGCAGAAGGGCAACGGAUCUUUCAGGCUUUGGAGACGGCGACUGUUGUCAUGAAAGAGGGCGAGGGAGACGGGAAAGAUGGUGGCAAGGACGAGAGCAAGCAGAGUGAAGUGUUGGAACAAGCGUUGCAGAUCCUGGACAAGAGGUUUGGAAGUGCGCCGAACGUAGCCGUUCUUCGCCACCGGUUUCGUGCGAGACGACAGCAGCCUGGAGAGUCAGCGCAAGCGUUUGUCGGAGAACUAAGAUGCCACGCAGCGAAAUGUCAGUAUGGGACAUUUGAAGAUGAUGCUGUCAGGGACCAAUUACUGGAAGGCACUGUGGUCCCGGGACUACGGAAGCGACUACUAAUAGAAGGCGGACGGUUAUCACUGAGUGCUGCGGUGACGUUGGCAACUACGUACGAAGAGAGCAUAAAGGCCGCCAAAGAGUUUCAGCAGUCUGGUGAAGUACAAAAAGUUGACAAGUACCGGCAGCAGCAGAGAAGGAGAGGGAAAUGGCCGCAAAAGGAAGCCAAGGGCGCAGACCGACAUCCAACGGGGGGUCCUAAACCAACAUUACAACGUGCCGGUAAGCAAUUGGCAUGUUAUCGUUGUGGAAAAAUUGGUCAUUUCGCCAAUGACGGAAAUUGUAGAGCCAUAGAUAAGAAAUGCAGAGGAUGUGGAAAGAUUGGACAUCUUAUCAAGGUCUGCCGAAAUUCAAAGACUAUUAACGCAAUCCAGUCAAACAACGAGGAUAUCGCUGUAUUAAGAAUUGGGGACAGACAUGCGAAUGAGGUGUACGCCGAAGUUACUGUGGAGGAUGUCUCCAUGAGAUUAACUGUCGACACCGGGUCAGCGGCUUCGUUAAUGCGUCAAGAUGUGUACAUGGUCAAUUUCGAGCGGAAGUACCCGUUAGCACCACCGCCACGCAAGCUGGUGAAUUACAGUAAUCAGAAGAUAUCUGUUACGGGUUGCUUCGAAGCUAAAGUUGUGUUCAAGGACAAAGUGGGGACGAUUUUGUUCUAUGUUGUACCAAGGGGAACAACCUUGCUGGGACGUCAUGCCGUCCGGGUGUUGAACAUAUGCAUUGAGGGCAAGUCGUUGCAGUGUUUGAGUAUCGAUGGGACUAAUGAGAGUGUCUUGCCGCCAGAUCUAAGAAGAGAGUUCGGACAGUUGUUUGAGAAACGAAUUGGUUUUGCAAAAGGAUUUACGCAUAAAGUGCAUGUGAAGGCUGAUGUCAAGCCUGUAGCACAGAAGUUGCGUCGGCUACCGCUGGCGUUGAGAGACAGGGUGUCCAAAGAACCGAAUAAGCUCGAAAGUGAAGGCAUCAUUGAAAGGGUUGAUGCAUCGCUGUGGGUGUCACCAAUUGUGGUGGUUCAGAAGCCGGACGGUAACAUUCGACUUUGUGUCGAUCUGAGGGAGCCCAACAAAGCGAUAGUAGCUGAUGCGUACCCGUUGCCUACAGUGGAGGAAUUGCUGAAUUCUUUAUCAGGAGCGAACUAUUUUGCAAAAUUGGAUUUGGCGUCAGCAUAUUAUCAAGUUGAUCCGAGUCAGGAAAGUCGUGCGCUGACAACAUUUAUCACACAUGAGGGACUGUUCUGGUUUCGGCGUGUUUGUUUUGGACUAGCGUCGGCACCAUCGGUGUUCCAGAAACUGAUGUUGCAGCUUCUUCGAGACUGCCAAGGAGUCGUUGUGUACUUGGACGAUGUUGUGGUGUUCGGCAGUGAUCGGGAAGAAUACCGGAGAAAUUUGCGAAGGGUCUUGAAGAAAAUAGCGGAGGCUGGACUAACCCUUAACAGGAAGUGUGUAUUCGACAGGCAGGAAAUUCAGUUCCUCGGGCACCAGUUGUCUUCCGGUGGAAUUCGGCCUCUGCAAUCGAAAAUUGAUGCUGUCAUGCAUGCCCCAGCGCCCAAAAAUCAAGAAGGACUCCGUGCAUUCAUAGGACUUACUGGUUAUUAUGCCCGCUUCGUACCUCGCUACGCGCAUGUGGUGGAACCCCUGUGUAGACUUCUACGUAAAGGCGCGUCGUUUGAGUGGAAUAAGGAAGCGGACGAAGCCUUCAGGAGAGUCAAACAGCUUCUAGGAGCAGCAGGGGUACUGCGUCCUUUCGACCCUAAGUUGCCAGUUAUUGUAACAACGGACGCCUCUAGCUGUGGAGUUGGAGCGGUGUUGCAGCAGCGAGACGAGAAGAGCCUGCACACAGUAUCUUUUGCAUCGAGGACCUUGUCCACUGCAGAACGGAACUAUUCGACAGGUGAGCGAGAAGCGCUCGCUUGCAUCUGGUCUUGUGAGCGAUGGCAUGUUUACCUCUGGGGGAGACACUUUACACUUAGGACUGAUCAUCGCGCGCUGGUCACUCUUCUGUCAACCCGAGGGCAGGGACAUCGACCUCUGCGGAUUGUGCGCUGGACAGCCAGACUCCUGAAUUACCACUACACGGUCGAACAUAAGAAGGGCUAUGAAAACGUCAUAGCCGAUGCCCUGUCUAGGCUGCCUCUGUCCAACAGCGAGGAAACAAAAUUCGAUGAGGAGGUAGUUUCAUGGGUAACUACCUGUCUGACAAAGGCAGAAGUACAGCGAGCAACGGAGCAGGAUGGCCUGUUGAAGAAAGUUAUCAUAUACAUCAGGACGUCUUGGCCAGUGAAGCGGAGUGUGUCUACAGAGGAAGAACCGUUCUAUCAGGUACGGGAGGAACUGUCCGUAGUUGAUGGUCUUGUGUACAGGGGUGAAAGACUAGUGGUUCCAAAACAGUUGUUGAGAAGGAUCAUUUCCCAAGCUCAUCAGGCUCACCAGGGGAUGGCAAAUGGAUUGAUAGAACGGUUUAAUCGUGUUCUGAAAGAUCAAGUGCACCUUGCAGUUUUGCAAGGGAAGCCAGUGACGGAGGUAGUACAGCAGGGUCUGCUGGCAUUUCGGUGCACGCCGCAUGCUACAACGGGAUGUGCUCCAGCAGUGCUCUUGCACGGCCGAAUGCCUCCGACGAAGUUGCACGUGGUUGGCAUAGCAGUGCCUUCAACCCCUCCCGGAGUUGAUCUACGUCGGAAGGAUCGUCGGGUGUGGAAUGCAUCAAAGUUAGCACUAUGCUCUCGGCCUGUCUCUACGGAUGCAGCCUGUUCGUCAGAGCUGUUGUCGCCUGCCAUCUACAGUGGGGUGCAAGAUGUAUUAUGUGGUGAUGUGCAAGCAGCUCAAGAACCUGAAGGACCAACCGACAUAGACGCAGGGAGUGAUGUCCAGACCCCAGAGCCAGUGCCUCCAGCAACUUCUACCGAGGAGCGGGAUGAGGAUGCAAGUGUGCAGGGAACUGUACCCGAGGGACAGCACGCAAGUCGACCUCGGAGAGUGCGACGACCCCCAGCGUAUCUCCGUGAUUAUGUUUUGGAUUAG